UUUCUUUAACCUCACUUACUUUUCAGCUCCAUCAUCAUAAUUCGUACAUGCAAAACCAUCUAUAUAUAUAAAGUAAAUAUAUAUCUAUAUUUGUUGUAUAUGCAUUCUGAAAAGAAGACAAAACACAGGCUUCAUUCUUCCUCUGUGUGUGCUGUUGCACAGAGAAAUUUUGUAGGAGAAUAGUAAGAAAACGAGAAGAAAAAAAGGACAAAUUAAACCACUCUUGCCUUUUUCUUCUUCUUCUUCUUCUUCAUCAUCAUCAUCAUCAUCAUUUUUCCUCAAUGGGAAUCAAGAAAAUUAGGAGUCAUUUUUUGGUUCUGUUUGUGUUGGUUUUAUCCUCACUGGCUUUUUGCUCAGUGAGAGGCAGUGUUUCCUAUGAUGGUAGAUCAUUUAUCAUCAAUGGGAAGAGGAGGAUUCUCAUCUCUGGCUCUAUUCACUACCCAAGAAGCACUCCUCAGAUGUGGCCAGGUCUUAUACAAAAGGCUAAAGAUGGGGGCUUGGAUGUUAUACAGACUUAUGUUUUUUGGAAUGGGCAUGAACCCUCUCCUGGAAAAUAUAAUUUUGAAGGGAGAUAUGAUUUGGUUAAGUUCAUCAAACUGGCUCAGAAAGCAGGGCUUUAUGUUCAUCUCCGCAUUGGCCCAUACAUUUGUGGAGAAUGGAAUUUUGGGGGAUUCCCUAUUUGGCUAAAAUAUGUGCCCGGGAUCGAAUUCAGAACUAACAAUCAGCCUUUCAAGGUGGCUAUGCAAGGAUUUGUUGGGAAAAUUGUCAACAUGAUGAAGUCAGAAAAACUGUUUGAAUCUCAAGGUGGACCAAUAAUUAUGAGUCAGAUUGAAAAUGAGUAUGGACCAGUGGAGUGGGAAAUUGGUGCUCAGGGUAAGGCAUACACAAAAUGGGCGGGGCAGAUGGCUGUAGGUCUCAAAACCGGUGUUCCCUGGAUUAUGUGUAAACAAGAGGACGCUCCUGAUCCUAUUAUUGAUACCUGCAAUGGAUACUACUGCGAGAACUUCCAUCCCAACAAACCGUAUAAGCCCAAAAUGUUUACCGAACUCUGGACUGGAUGGUAUACACAAUUUGGUGGUCCAGUUCACCGAAGACCCGCAGAAGACAUAGCGUUUUCUGUUGCAAGGUUCAUCCAGAAUAAUGGCUCAUUCGUCAAUUAUUACAUGUACCACGGAGGAACAAAUUUUGGAAGGACAGCUGCAGCUCUUUUCAUUGCUACUAGUUAUGACUAUGAUGCUCCACUAGAUGAAUAUGGGCUUCCCAAUGAACCAAAAUACGGGCACCUGAGAGAUUUGCAUAAAGUUAUCAAGCUUGCAGAACCAGCUUUAGUUUCAUCAUAUCCUGCAGUUACCUCGCUUGGAAAUAAUCAAGAGGCCCAUGUCUUUCGAUCAAAAUCCGGGGCUUGUGCUGCAUUUCUUUCCAACUAUAACCCCCAAUCUUCAGUAAAAGUAACAUUUUGGAAUAAGCAACAUGACCUGCCUCCUUGGUCAAUUAGUAUUCUACCCGACUGCAAGACUGUUGCUUACAACACGGCAAAGGUUAGUUCCCAAAGCUCACAGAUUAAGAUGACACCAGUUAUGGGUGGUUUCUCUUGGCAGUCCUACAUUGAAGAAAGUCCGACUUCAGGUGACGGGGACACGCUUGUGGCUAAUAGAUUAUGGGAGCAAAUAAACGUAACCAGAGACUCCUCAGACUAUUUGUGGUACAUGACAGAUGUGAACAUUGCUUCCAACGAAGGAUUUCUAAAGAGUGGGAAGUACCCGGUUCUAACAGUUAUGUCUGCCGGUCAUGUGUUGCAUGUUUUUGUUAAUGGUCAAUCAACAGGUAUUAGGACUUGGAUCAUAAUUAAGAAUGCAGGUUUCUUGUCUAUCUGUGUUUAUUUAUUCGUUUCUGGCCUUCUGAUAGGAACUGUAUAUGGAGGAUUGGACAAUCCUAAAGUAACAUAUACUGGCAAUGUAAAACUAAGAGCUGGUACGAACAAGAUUUCCCUGCUUAACGUCGCUGUUGGUCUCCCGAAUGUUGGCCCACAUUUCGAGAGAUGGAACACUGGAGUUCUUGGUCCAGUCUUGUUGAGCGGUCUUAACGAGGGAACAAAAGACUUGACAAAGCAGAGAUGGUCUUACCAGGUUGGUCUUAAAGGCGAAUCGCUAAGCCUCAAUACAAUAAGUGGGAGUUCCUCUGUUGAAUGGGAAGCUUCGCUUUCGGCUAAAAAGCAGUCACUAACCUGGUACAAGGCCACGUUUAAUGCGCCUAAAGGAAACGAUCCGCUGGCUUUAGACAUGAGCAGCAUGGGGAAAGGUCAGAUAUGGAUAAAUGGUGAAGGCAUAGGACGCCACUGGCCUGCAUAUACCGCUCAUGGCAGCUGCGGUGGGUGCAGCUAUGCUGGAACUUAUAAUGAGAAGAAAUGCCAGACUAGUUGUGGACAACCAUCCCAAAGAUGGUAUCAUGUGCCGCGAUCGUGGUUGAGACCAACUGGAAAUCUUGUGGUUGUGUUUGAGGAAUGUGGUGGUGAUCCAACUGGAAUCUCCUUAGUAAGAAGAACCAACUGAUUCAGCCAGAUUGGUUUCGUUCUCAGUACAUAAAAUGGAUUGGUCCCAGGUGAAGAAGACAUUUGCAGAAGAAGUUUCCUUGCUUCUCUGCAGUCUUUGAUUUUAGGGGAGGCUGAUAAUUUAUUUUGGAUAUGCAAUUGAUUAUUUGUACAGCAUGUCUGUAUUCCAUAAGUCCGUAAUACAAUUAAUUUUCAAUUUAUAAAUAUAAAACUAUUUAAAAUUCACUUA
Molecule: messenger RNA, 2777 nt
Organism: Ipomoea triloba (trilobed morning glory)
Lineage: Eukaryota; Viridiplantae; Streptophyta; Magnoliopsida; Solanales; Convolvulaceae
Product: beta-galactosidase-like
Exons: 17
Coding region: 282-2549 (755 amino acids)
Biological process (GO): carbohydrate metabolic process
Cellular component (GO): cell wall; vacuole
Molecular function (GO): beta-galactosidase activity
Source: RefSeq, a predicted model, not a curated record